This is a messenger RNA of Leguminivora glycinivorella, 4187 nucleotides long. Its product is annotated as SPRY domain-containing protein 7. Gene Ontology annotation, molecular function: protein binding. The coding region runs from base 111 to 794 and encodes 227 amino acids. Lineage: Eukaryota; Metazoa; Arthropoda; Insecta; Lepidoptera; Tortricidae. The record is from RefSeq and is a predicted model, not a curated record. The transcript is spliced from 4 exons.
UUUGCGUGGGUUGUCAAAAAAUGACGAACGUUUAGCAAUAUUGUUUAUCGCCUAUACUUAUCAAAUCUGAAUUAAUUAGUCUCAAAACCCUUUUAAUAUUCGAACUAAAAAUGUUUUGUUGCCUAAAGGGGUGUCUUAACGGUUUUAAUCUGACCCCAAGUGUCCCUAUUCGUAUCAAGGAGAAUCCCGUUCAGCUGGAUACUUUACACAUGGGCCAUGAGGUGGUAGUAGUGAAAGGAGGACAGCGUGUGUGUGGGUCGGGCUGCGCACUGGGUAAUGCACCGCUGGUCCAGAACAAGGCAUACUUUGAGGUUAAGCUGCAGCAGGGUGGAGUGUGGGCAGUGGGGUUGGCCACAAGGGACACUGACCUCAACAAAGUACAUGGCGGAGUGGACAAAGAGUCGUGGUGCCUGAACAGCGACGGCACGGUGCGGCACGGCAACGAGGAGCUGUACCACUUGUCGCCGGCGCCGCGCGACUCGCCCACGGCCGACCUGCUCGUCUCCACGGAGCCCGCGCCCGCGCCCGUGCCCCCCGCGCCCCGCGACGACGCCAACCCCUUCGCCGUCAUGCCAGUCGAGGGCGACACCAUCGGACUCGCCUAUGAUCAUGUUGAGCUCAAUUUCUUCGUUAACGGGAAAAAUAUGGAGAUACCUGUUAGGAAUAUAAGAGGGACGAUUUAUCCCGCCCUAUAUGUUGACGAUGGUGCGAUAUUGGACAUUAUACUGGACAACUUCCUAUACCCUCCUCCGACGGGCUACGAAAAAAUCAUGGUGGAGCAAUCCCUACUCUAACAGAAGAGACGAGAGAAGUGUGCUUGGACACUUGAGUGUGUGCGCGUGCGAGCCGAGGCCUGCGCCCGCGCACGGUGCGCUCACGGGGCGUGAGUGAAUAGCGGUGAGACGGCUUCUCUACUUAACCUACAGUUCAACAGGAAAGGUACGCGCGAUGUAAACUUACCGUCUUGUACUCCUAUUUGUAUACAUGUAAGCUGACCAAGCUUAGAGCCUAACUAGUUUUAGUAACUAAACAUUAUUUUGAUACAUUAAUCAUUGUAAACAGAAAACUAUACAAAAUUGCAGUUCAUUUGCCCUGAGAAUUCAGAAAUUUAAAAUUGAACCGUUUGAUAUGUUUCUACAUCCAAUGAUGAAGAUAUUUGUUUUAAAUCACACAUUCUUACACAGUUUGAACAUUCAGAACAAUGAACAUUCCUAAGUGACAUUGCUCAUUCAUAGCCUAGGGUAGAGUUACACUUACUUAAUUAUGGUAUUUAAGACAAUUGUUUCAAUGUAUCUCUGCUGAUGGAGUUCGUGCUACAAACAAUUUAUGUUGAUGCUGCACUCUGAUCUGAAAUAAAAUUUGGUUGGUGUCACACACUGUACUACCUACCUAUGCAUACUAACCUUGUUUAUUACAAAUGAAGCAUCAUAUCAGCUGUUUUCAUUCCUAUUCCUACCAAUUUGUUGGGAAAUCUUCGAUCUUCUACUGUCUUCUGUCAAUGCUGAGGGUAUUUAAGACAGUAGAAGGUGCGUCACCGCGAUGCGAUACAGAUGAAGAUAAUGUACUAUCGGCAACACUGUUAGCUGUACAUAUGUAAUUAUUACAAGGGCAUAAAGUCUACCGAUGGUUAGUUAUGAGUGUUGCUGGUAGUAAUAGGAAGUUUACUUCCUUUGUAUUUAUUUAGAUUUUCUAAAUUCUCUAACGAAACCAGGUCGAAAUCUUCAUUAUAUAAUACAUAUAUAUUUUAAGAAUACUAAACUAUAAUUUCGCACAGAACACAAUACUUACAUCAACUCUUGAAUGCAUACCAUAAACAGAAAAGCUAUCAGAAAAUAUUGUAACAUUACUUGUGUGAUUAGGAUGAGAAAGCGCUAGACGAAUGGAACAGUCAAUCUAUUCGUAUCAUUUCAUAUCAAUACAUUUAGAUGUAAGACUUAGACGAUAACGUACAACGUGGAAGGGAUUGUCAACCGCUCCUCGUGAUAUUUAGUUACGAAAACUGCCCUGAAUCAAUGAACAUUCUUAAUUUGUUAAUUGUAUUUUCAAGAACAGAUAAAAAAGUUUUUUCUUCUUUUUCUAAUACAAGUUGUUUCUAUUGAUACUUACAUUCUGAAUAGGUGUAUAUUAAGGAUGUAAGCUCGGUUUCUAUAUCUCAGAUACCAAAAUACUAUCCAAUCUUGUAUUUAGUAUAAAGAUGUCAAAAAAUACAGUUUUUAUCUUCUAGGAGCAAUAUUUCCCUGAAUUAAAUGAGAUACAUAAACGUUAUAACUUGUAACGGGCUGCGGGCCGCCGUCGUAUAACUUGGAGGCUUACGACCGAAUUAAUGUCUUCCACUCUGUAUAUAUGAUGAUGUUUGAUCUCUGUUAAAUUUAUUUUGUUUCUCGUGUAACUUAUACCGGGCUGGUAAUACCGCAAUGUAAUCUGUCAAAUCCUGAGAGAUUAAUACGACUACCCUAGGUAUGUAAGUGUGCGUAGUUUUCAGGGUAUCGUUUUGAUUUUCGAAACGAAGGUACAGUCAGCAUCAAUAGUAGCGGAUGAAACAACGUACCGAAAGUAUCUGACAUCCUGAAUAACUUUUUAAAUAUAAGAUAAAUCUGUACAGUUUGCAGUCAGAUAUAUCUAUGUUUUUAUUUAUUAUAUGUUAUUAUUUUAAUGGUAGUUGCUUAUAAUAUUAUGAUGCAUGCUACUUUUGAUGCUGAAUUACAGUGAGGAAAUAAAUCCAAGCCAAAUGCACAAACGCUCGCGAUAAUAUAUGUUUCGUAGCUAUCUAUCUCUAUUUCUAUCACUCUUGCGUAGUGGCGCGACAUUUCUGCCGGCGUCUGGCGUCAAUGAUUGCCAUUCGGCUACGCCGGCGGCUGAUUACGAUGGUUUAAUUGCCACUUAUAAGAGUAUGUCUUUGUCUUCACAUUAUAUAAAAUGCAAGUAAUCAAACCUAUACAAUACCGAUACUAUCGAUUUAUUAACUCAAAUUAUUGGUUCGAGAGACUAGAAUGAUCAGAAUCGAGUCAGGGAAGUGUUUCUAAGACCUUCAGUACAUGCAUGGUGUAAGCCAGCCAUAUGGCCAACCCAGACAUAUCUUAAAUUUAGAUCGGAAUAUUUUCUAUGGACUCUGAUUAUUGAUAUGUCAUAAAAUAAUGUUAUGUAUGUAAUAUGUGCUGGGCUCAUUUGCACGAUACGAGAACUAGUAUGGGGACUUCAUUACAAUGCAGCAUUGAAUGCUGAAUUGCCGAAUUGGAUGUAAACUCAAUUAACAAUUUAAAAUCGCAGGCGAGUUCGAGCGCCAUGUAAAUGGGCCCUAAUAAUGUGACCUGUAGUCACAAACAAUAAACAGAGCUCAUAGGCGACAAGUGGAGUUCACACAGUCAUGUGCACGAAGGGCUACUCAAUAGGCUCCAUACUUUAUUAAAUUGUGUGUAGAUGCGUUAAUUCAUAAUUUUCAUUAAAUCCACUCAUCUGUCUCUAAAUUGUAAGGCAUUAUCAGUUGGACAGGGUGAGCUGUCCCUUAUGGUUUGUCUUACAAGGGUAAUACCUAACACUCCGUUUCAUGUAUACGUAUGGUUAAUUGGUUAACUUUACAACUGAUCUACAUACUACUUACUUCAAACUCUAUUAUACAAAAUCUAUUUUUGUAUGAAUGUAGUAUUUUCAUGAAAAUGUAAUGUAUAAUCAUAAUCGCGUAUAAAUAGUAACAUUAUAAUAUCUACCGGUCACGUUACGACAUAAUACUUAUUAUGGAAGUAUGUGAAUAUUGUGAAUGUUUGAAUAUGAAUUUACUAUGUAUACAUAAUUUAUAGUAGAUAAGCGUAGGUAUUGCUAGCGGUACGAGGGUUACAACGACGACUGGCUAUGGUAACUGGAGGGAUAUUUGACAUUACAAUUCGUGUGCUUUAAACAUAGCUUAAAAAUUGUAUGUGAUGUUGAAGAAAUAAGUAGAAAUUAUGAAAUGUAUUUAAUGAGAUUGAUAUGUAUGUAAUUGAAAAUGACUGUCGCAUAGUCAAUCACGUAUGAAGGCUUUGUUAUCCUACCAGCAUAAACAGGAUUUGCUGCAAAUUUGGUUAGUUCAUGUGAUACUUGUGUAGUUUAUUUCCAGGAUUUCAUAGGUUCAUAUUAACUGCAUGCAUAUUUUCGUACCUCUAUUCCUACAAACUUUGUUUAAAAGACAAAGAAGCAAGAUAUUAAGCACUCUA